Ruditapes philippinarum (Manila clam) is the source of this 3573-nucleotide messenger RNA. RefSeq lists its product as uncharacterized. The transcript has a single exon. Lineage: Eukaryota; Metazoa; Mollusca; Bivalvia; Venerida; Veneridae. Bases 1 to 3573 code for a protein of 1190 amino acids. The record is from RefSeq and is a predicted model, not a curated record.
AUGAAACGUGUUGGUAUUCCAGUUUUUUAUGGUGAUAAACGUAAAUAUGAAACUUGGAAGGCUGCAUUUAUGGCAUGCAUCGAUAAAGCACCAGCAACACCAGAAUAUAAAUUGUUACAAUUACGUCAGUAUUUGAAAGGUGAGGCAUUACAAGCUAUAGAUGAUUUAGGACAUUCGGCUGAAGCAUAUAUUGCUGCAAAGGAUCGGUUAGAAAGAAAGUUUGGUGGUGAACGUCGAAAAAUAAUGCGUUUUAUGGAUGAUAUUGAAAAAUUCCAGUCAAUUAGAAGUGAAGAUCCAAAGACAAUAGAAAAGUUUGCUGACUUGCUGGACAUAGCGGUAAUUAAUAUGAAAGAAGCUAACCGUGAAGAGGAUCUGGGUGAUGGUACAUUGUAUUUGUCAUUACAAAGAAAAUUGCCAGAAAAAAUGUUGUGUAGGUUUCAUCGUUGGCUUUAUGAAACAACAGAAGAAGAAUCUGUUGAAACUUUAAGAAAUUGGAUCAAUCAAGAAUCAAAGUACUUGGCAAUAGCUUCUGAAACAAAGCACGGACUAGCUAAUAAUGAGAGACCAAGAAACAGUAAUAGAUCUUUUCUUGCUGACAACAAGCCGAAGUUUAAUGACAAUAAGCCACAGUUUAAGAAAGAUUGUAAAAUUUGUAGAUCAGAUUUACAUAAUGUCUGGGAAUGUGAAAUAUUCAAAUCUAUGGAUACUGUGAAUAGAUGGCAGAAAGCAAGAGACAUAGGGUUGUGUUUCAGGUGUUUAAGAGAUAACCACCGAGGAAAUGAAUGUAAAAACUUUCGUGUUUGUGGUAUUAAUGGAUGUACUAGAAAUCAUCAUAAACUCUUACAUCACCAGCAAUCAUUAAACAGUGAUGCACAAGAAUUUGUUCCAAAAAGAAAAGAAACAUUUGGUGAACCAAAGCAGCAACAACAACAAGGAUUUUUCGCCAGAAAAAAUCAAAUAGCUUUACGUACAGUUCCUGUGGUAGUGUAUACAGAAAAUUCUAGAAAAAUCUUGAUAAAUGCAUUACUGGAUGAUGGAAGCACAAAAACAUACAUAAAUCAAAGUCUUGCUGGAGAACUCGGACUUCAAGGAAAAAUAGAAACAGUACAAGUAAACACUUUGAACGAUAGAGUACAAAGCUUCGAAACAAUGUCAGUGAAUUUAAGUGUUGAAAGUCUGAAUGGUCAGUCACAUACGGACAUAGAAGCAUACGUGUUAGAUAAUGUAACAGGUUCGUUACAAACAGUGAACUGGAAUAAACACAUAGAUAAAUGGGAGCACUUAAAAGGGAUCAAUUUUCCAUACAUAGACAAGAAUAAAGAAAUUGACAUGUUGAUAGGUCUGGAUUAUGCUGUCUUACAUUCUUCUCUGCAUGAGAUUCAUGGAAAGACUGGAGAACCAAUGGCACGUUUGACGCCUUUAGGAUGGACAUGUGUGGGACAGCUCGAUAAGGGAUCAAAUACAAGUUUACUAUCAACAUAUUUUGUAAAUGAACCAGAUGAUCUGGAUCAAAUGUUGAAAGGUUUCUGGGACAUUGACAAUUCAGGUGUAACAAUGAAAGAGCCAUUGACGCAAAAGGAACAAAAUAUUUUGAAAGACAGUGAAAAAGAGAUGAAAUAUGAAAAAGGUCAAUAUGAAGUGAAAAUUCCAUGGAAAAUGGAUCCAAAAGAUAUUCCGAAUGACUAUCAGAUGGCUGUGCGCCGUUUAAAUCAUACCGAGAAAAGAUUGCGUAAAGAACCAGAGAUUGAGAUGGCAUACAAAGAAACUAUAGAAAACUAUGAGAAUAAAGGAUACAUACGUAAAGUUCCCACAAAUGAAGAAGAUCACAAGAACAAGUGGUACUUACCUCACUUUCCAGUAGUACGGCUUGAAAAAGAAACUACGAAAGUACGAAUAGUCUUUGAUGCUGCGGCAAAAUUCAAAGGAGUAUGUCUGAAUGAUUUUAUUGAAACAGGUCCUAAACUACAAAAUGAACUUUUUGAUGUGUUACUUAGAUUUCGAAAAUAUGACGUUGCUCUGGUUUGUGACAUUAGUGAAAUGUACUUACGAGUCGGGAUUCACGAGACAGAUAGAAGGUUUCAUAGAUUUUUAUGGGACUCUAGUGAAUAUGAGUUUAGAACACUAGUAUUUGGCGUAAACGCAUCGCCUUUCCUAGCACAAUUAGUCGCACAGACAAACGCAAAACUAAAUAAAGAAGAAUUUCCAUUAGCGUCUGAAACAGUUCUCAAGUCGACCUAUAUGGAUGAUUCUAUGGAUUCUAUGCCGACAGAAAAAUCAGCGUUAGAACUGUAUGAACAAUUAUCUGAACUAUGGCUGAAAGCUGGAAUGUAUGCCAGAAAGUGGCUUUCAAAUUCGCGUACUGUAUUAGAAAAAAUACCACAGAAAGAAAGGGCCAAGGAGGUAAAUUUGGACACAAGUUACUUACCAAUCACAAAAGCACUGGGAGUAACAUGGCAAGCUGAAGAAGAUGUUUUUACAUUUAAACUGAAUAAAGAUAUCUGUUCAGUGCAAACCGUCACAAAAAGAAACUUACUGAAAAGAGUCGCAAGCUUAUUCGAUCCGUUCGGGUUUCUCUCCCCUUACAUCAUUAAAGGAAAAAUUCUUCUACAGCAGUUCUGGUUAAAAAGAUAUGAUUGGGACGAUAAAGUGAACAGCAACUUGACUGAUGAAACUACGGAAUGGCUGGAUGGUCUACUUGAGUUAAAUAAGGUUAUUAUACCACGAAGUUUAUCGUUUGAUGAGGCAAAAAAUCCAUCACUGCACGUCUUUGUAGAUGCCUCAGAAUUAGCAUUUGGAACAGUUGUUUAUAUGAGAUGUAAAAAUGAAGAUGAUCAUAUAAGUGUCAAGUUUGUGUGCAGCAAAACCAGAGUGUCACCCCUCACUGCUGUCAGUAUUCCUCGUCUUGAACUUAUGGCGGCAGUUUUGGGACUUCGUUUAGUAUUGAAUGUUACGAAAGCAAUUGUUAUGAGUAUGAAAAAAGUUACAUUUUGGACAGAUAGUGCGAAUGUUAUUCAUUGGAUCAGCAAUGAAAGCAGAAGAUUCAAGCCUUUCGUGGCACAUAGAAUUGGAGAAAUACAUACCCAUAGUGUGCCUAAUCAGUGGCGGCAUAUUUCAAGUACCAAUAACCCAGCAGAUGUAGCUUCAAGGGGAACAACUGCUAAAGAUCUCAUACAAAAUACUUUGUGGUGGAACGGUCCACAGUUCUUACAUGAAGAUGAAACACAUUGGCCUGUCAGUUCUAUUGACAAAAGUGAUGUAACAGAAAAUGAGUUCAAGAAAAAGAGUCAACUGAAUGAAAGCUCCGAAACAUCCUUUAUUAGUAAUGUUACAACAGAAGAUCGUUUGGAUCCAGAAAGAUUCUCUGAUUGGUUACGUCUUCUUAGAGUUACAGCAUGGGUCAAAAGGUUUACAGAUAACUGUAGGAAAACAAAUGAUAGAAACAAAAGCAGAGUAUUGACAUUGAAAGAAUUACAAGAAGUAGAAAACAUGUUUAUACAUAAAACACAAGUAAAACACUAUCCAGAAGAAUACUCGUGUAUAGUGAAAGGACACACCAAUGCCGAGAAGCAGUAA